AUGGACAGCUCAUCGCCGCUUUCGUCACCUCUGUCCAGUGUGGGCACCAUAUCAACACCACCGUCGCCAUUCCCAACCGGCGAUUAUCCUUCUCCGCCAUGUAGCAGUGUGCCCGAUACUAGAGUACCGUCUGAAGCAGGUGAUGCUCCAGAUUUCGAUGGCCCUCCACCUGCCAAAAGGCGUAAGAUAAUGCAACCAAAACCCAGAACAACCGAGUAUCUCGACCUGCGCAGCUUUGGUGAAGGGUCCGAAGAACAAAUAUCACAGCAAGAUGCACAAAUGAAGCGUUUGGUAUCGGUUUUGCGAGGCAAGCGGAAGAUUGUGGUGGUGGCUGGCGCUGGUAUUUCGGUUUCGGCUGGAAUCCCUGAUUUUCGAUCCUCCACUGGAUUAUUCUCGAGCCUUCGAAAUCAACAUAAAUUAAAAUCGUCUGGGAAGGAACUUUUUGAUGCGUCGGUGUACAAAGACGAUUCUUCAACAACCUCGUUUCAUUCCAUGGUUCGCGAGCUAUCCCACUUGACGAAAAAUGCGAAACCUACACCCUUCCACCACAUGUUAGCGACGCUCGCAGAGGAAGGCAGAUUAUUGCGACUUUACAGCCAGAAUGUGGAUGGAAUUGAUAUCGCACUGGAGCCGCUUGCCACUAAGGUUCCAUUGAAUAGUAAAUCACCAUGGCCCAAGACGAUUCAGCUUCACGGUGGCCUAGCCAAGAUGGUUUGCUCAAAGUGCGGUCACUUGCAGGACUUUGAUGGCGCUCUUUUUGAAGGUCCAGAAGCGCCAGAUUGCGACAAUUGCGUUGAGACCGACUCGGUCAGAAUUGCUGCAGGUUCACGAAGGCACGGAAUUGGCCGGAUGCGACCUCGAAUGGUUUUAUAUAACGAAUACAAUCCAGACGAAGAAGCAAUUGGGGCGGUCAGCGCAGCGGAUUUGAAGAAAGUGGCCGAUGCAGUUAUUGUUGUUGGAACGAGUCUUAAAAUACCAGGGAUUCGCCGUCUCGUCAAAGAAAUGUGCAGUACAACUCGGGAUCGUAAAAAUGGGUUUACUGCUUGGAUAAAUCUCGAUGGUGAGCCUGGUGGUCCCGAAUUCAAGGAUUGUUGGGAUUUGAUCGUCCGAGGAGAGUGCGACGAGGUCGCUCGCCAUGUUGGUCUACCCAAAUGGGACGAUAAAGAUUUUGGACAGUACACCGUGGACACAAACGCAGAUGCAACUGAGAAGAAGCGUGGAAUCGACAAGGUACUUGUGACACCUGCUCGCAGUACUGCAGCCGCGGAUGCAUUUCCUACACCUGGAGCCAGCCCACGAGUCAAACCCCUGACACCUACAAACGCUUUCUCGAAACUGAAAGCAAUCACAGCAUCAGAUGGAUUAGUCAAAAAAGUAGCUCCCAUGAAAACGGCAAAGAGGAAGGCGCCUGGCGAUGCAAAGGUCAAGAAACCAAGGGCUCCGCCAAAACCAAAACCAAAGGCGAGCUCGAAAUUGAAGAAGCAAAUUUUACCUGCAGAAAAUCUGAAGCUGUCUAUGGCCACUACCAAAUCUGUGGGUGCUAGGGAAGGCAAGAAUGUGAAGAAGGAGAAUCCAAGGAAGAAAUUACCAUCGAAGCCCGAAAUAAUCGAACCAGCAAAUAUAGAGAACCCGUUCUCAGGAUCAACUACUACCUCCGCUUUAUUCCCAAAUCUCAAGCCCAUGGUACCCGUUGUAGCAAUUCCGUUACCUACUAUUCGUCCGAAAACUGCCCCUCCUACAAAGGCCUCACCGCUAUCUACUCUUCGUCAGGAAUCUACUCCAAAGAGAUCUGAUUCAUCACUUCUCUCUGACACUCAUACCAUUCCCGAAACGCCGAGUCCUUCUGGGAGUCCAAAAAGUAACACCUUUGAUCGCAGCGAAACGAUUACCCCUCCUUCAAAACCUACUGGCAUGAACUUUCUAAUCGAUUGA
Molecule: messenger RNA, 1932 nt
Organism: Sclerotinia borealis F-4128
Lineage: Eukaryota; Fungi; Ascomycota; Leotiomycetes; Helotiales; Sclerotiniaceae
Source: the annotation of a GenBank genome assembly